GCAAAUGUCAAAACUAUAACGUCUGACGUCUAAACAUAACCUCAAAGAAACAUGCCAUUUUCCAAAACAGUAACAGUGUCGAUUAUUUAUAUUAACCUAUUGCCUUCAAACAUACAUGAAAAUAGAUAUUAAAUAUGGGGGAUGUUGAAGAAUAUUUUCCUCGUGGUGGAAAAAAGCCAACCGUAACAUAUUUUAAGCAGAGUGGUAAUUUUUUGGCUGCUGCUGAGAAAGGAGAGAGAAAGAAACAGAAACCUAAAAAAAGGUCAGAAGACGACGAUGGAUAUUUAUCGGAUGAAAUUAUUGCUGACAAAGACCAAUCAUUCAAAAACUGUGGUAUAUGCCUUAAUUACCAGAUAGUUAAGCAAGGACAGGUAUUUUUAGGAAGGGUGCGAGAAAUUUUAGAAACAAGAAUAAACAUUUCACUGCCAUGUCGGUUGUUUGGUAGUGUGAUGGCUUGUCACAUCAGCGAGGCUUACAAUAAAAUACUGGAAGCUUAUGUUAAUGAUCAGUCAGAUAAAGUACGAGAUCUAAAUGAGAUGUUCCGUCCGGGCCAGUACGUAGGGCUGAAGGUGCUGGAGGUUGAAGGCAGGAAUGUCAUGAUGUCAAUGAUGCCACAACAUGUUAACGCUGGUCGCCUACAUACUGAACUACAUAAAGGGGCUUUGCUACAAGCGGCAGUCUCCUCGGUGGAGGAUCAUGGAUAUGUUAUGGAAGUUGGUAUUAAUAAUACCAGAGCAUUCCUCCCCAAGAACGCAAGUAAUCCUGAGUUAGAAUUAGACACAGGAAUGUUGACAUGGUGUUGCAUAAAGUCUUUAGUAGUGGAGAAUGAGAACAGUGUGUUAACACUCAGCAAUGAUCUGGAGGCGCUGCGGGGAGCUGUACAGAGACGACAAUCAACAGUCCUCUACCCUGCCACUGCACUAGAGUUUACUAUCGACAAGUCUUUAGACAAUGGUAUAGAAGGGCACAUAUUCACGGACUCAGUGGCCUAUGUGCAGCGGCAGCAAGUUGAUAAGGUCAAAGGAAAGAAACCUAACUACGGCCAAAAGGUGCGUGCCAGAGUUCUGUAUGUGUUACCAACAAGAAACACACCGUUCCUAACAAUGAAGAAUAUCUUUGAGUCCACAUAUCCAGAUUUAGAUAAAGAACAGAAGUUUAAAAAGGGAGAUAUUAUUGAAGAAGCUCAGGUGAUAAAAAUAAUGGGUAGAAGUAUAUUAUUAAAGCUGGGGGAGGGUAGUGUGGGCAGCCUCAGCCUGCGCAGGAUCCAAGUGGAUGAGGAGCUGGCUGAUGAGGAUGUCGUCGCCAAGUCAUAUCCUAUUGGUAGUAGUCAUACGGUGAGAGUACUAGCGUAUAAUAUGUGUGACUACAUGUAUUCAUUGAGUGAUGAAGCGUCCGUACUGUCAGAGAAGAUAUUCACAAUGUCCGACCUGUCCGUGGGAGACAUAGUGCCCGCUACAGUCAGGAGUGUCACCGAUGACAGGCUCGCCUUGGACGUUGGAAGAGUUAAUGGUAUUGUUGCGAAGACGCAUAUAUCGGAGGGUGGGUACUACGUGGACCCUAAGAAGGCGAGCACAGUACAACUUACAAAGAAGUUUAAGGAGGGACAGAAAGUAAAGGCGCGAGUUUUAAACAUCAAAAAAGGGAUGUUAAUAUUAACCCUGAAGCCUAGCCUGCUUGCGCCGGACCUGCGCGUGCUACACACAUACGAGGACGCGGUAGUGGGGGACACCUACACCGGAGUUAUAUCGUUCGUCCGCGACUACUUGGUGGUGUGUUUCUUCGGCGGCGUGCAGUGCUACGUGCCGCGUGCGCACGUCGCCCAGCCGCCGCCUGACGCACUGCUCGAACUAUUCCAUCUCGGACAGAUUGUUAACUGCACCAUUCUGAGAGUGUUUCCGGAGACCAAAAAGAUGACUGGAAGUCUACUCGCUGCUCCGUUUGAGUUUUGGAACAAUCAAAAGAAAGCGGAAAAGAGACAGAACACUGAAGAUACCCCAGUAUUAAAAAAGAAACUUAAGGAAACAGAAGAAAUAAAAACAUCAAGUAAGAAAGAAAAGAAAAACAGAAAGAAAAGUGAAUCUAUAGAAGAUGAAGAAAUGGUAGAAAACGACGAGUCCAAAGUGUCAAAGAAAAAACUAAAGAAAAACAAAAAGAAUAAAAAUCACAUAAGCAUAGAUAGUGAAAAUGUAGAAAAUGAAAAUCUUGAAAAUGAAAACAAGGAAUUGAAUAAUGUAGAAGAUAAAACAGAAAAAAAGACAAUUAAAAAGAAAAAAGACACAGAAAAGGUAGAAACAGAUGACGACUUUUUGGAUCUGGAUGAAAUAUUCUCUAAAGAGGAACUUAUUGAUGAAGAUAUCGACAUAAACAAAGAAAAAGUCAAUAAACGAAAGAAAAACAGUGAAAACAAACAAGAACCGAAUAAAGCGAAUAAGAAAAAGAAAACGGUAGAAACACAAACAGAUUCAGAUGAAGAAAAGAUUCCCGAGAAAAAGAAAAGAAAGGAAUCUGUGUCAGAAGAUAAGAUGACAGAAGAUAGUGAUGCCAUAGAAACUGAUAUCUAUGAGGACAGUGACAAUAUGUUGACACCUCAAGACCAGGGCCUCAUAGACCUGUCAGAUUGCACAGCUCCAAAGCAAUACAAACGAAGAAUAAUGUCAUUAUUAAAAGUAAUUCAAGCAAAAACACGUCGCAUUGACAGAAUAGAUGAAAAAAUAGAAACAUUAGUCAACAGAGGUAUAACGGUCGCUAACAAAAAAUUCCACACAGCGAUGCUCUCGGAGAAAUUACUCAUAGAAAAGGCAAUCGAGAAACUUCUAGAAGCGUUAAAAAUAGCGCAGGAUAAGUUCAAAGAAUUUCAGUUGAAUACAAAAUAUAAAAAGAAGGAAAAGAAAGAAAAAUUGAUUACAGAUCUUAUAGAGUUUAAUGUGAAGAAAAGUGAGAGUAAAAUAGAUAAGCCAGAAGCCCCUAAGGUCCAAAAAGUGGUAGAUGUAAGUAAAAGUGUAAAUGUGCAAAGUGUGGAGUCGGUGCUGGAGGUGCCGAGCGCCAAGGAGUUCUGGUUGGCGCCCGCGGAGCCUCCGCCCCCGGCGCAGGAGGAGGACUCCAGUAGCAGCAGCGAGGAGGAGGAAGAAGAAAAGCCUAAGAAAAAACGUAAGAAGCUUCGUGCAGCAGAGAGAGUGGCGAAAGCGCGAGAGGAAGAAGAGAAGAUCAGGUCGCUGGAGAGUGCGCAGGUCGCGGGCGAAGCGCCUCAGAGCGCCGAGCAGUUCGAGCGCGCGCUGCUCGCCAGCCCCGACUGCAGCCAGCUCUGGAUUGCGUACAUGGCCUUCCAUCUACAGGCGACGGAGAUAGAGAAGGCGCGCAGCGUGGCUCGGCGCGCGCUGCGGACUAUCAACUUCCGCGAGGAGCAAGAGAAGCUUAAUGUGUGGCUCGCGCUACUCAACCUGGAGCAUCGCUUCGGCACCAAGGAAUCCCAACAGAAGACGUUAGAGGAGGCGCUGCAGAUGAACGAGAAGUACCAGAUCCACUCGAAGCUGUUAGACAUCUACGUGGAGACGGGCAAGGCGGGCGAGGCGGGCGCGCUGGCCGAGCUGAUGCUGCGCAAGUACCGCCGCCAGCUGCAGGCCUACUGCGCCGCCGGCAGCGCCUGCUACCAGCUCGGCCUGCUCGACAAGGCGCGCCAGAUCAUGCAGAAAGGACUCACGGCGUUGGAGAAGAGAGAACACGUGUCCCUGCUGGUGCGGUUCGCGCAGCUGGAGCGCGGCUGCGGGGCGGCGGAGCGCGCGGCGGCGCUGCUCGACCACGUGCUGGCCGCCUACCCGCACCGCGUCGACGUCGCCGCGCUAUACGUCGACAUGCUCAUCAAGAGUAACGAUAUAGAACAAAUCAGGCAACUCAUGGAGCGUAUGACGUCACAGAAGUUGCCAGCGCGCAAAAUGAAAGUACUAUUCAAGAAAUGGAUAGAGGUCGAAGAGAAAAUCGGCAACCAUCAGCAAGUAGAAAAUAUCAGGAAACGAGCUGUGGAGUUUAUAGAAAAGGCACAGUUCUAAAAUAAACAUAUAACAACAUU
This is a messenger RNA of Papilio polytes (common Mormon), 4063 nucleotides long. It is a transcript of the gene Rrp5, whose product is annotated as protein RRP5 homolog. Gene Ontology annotation, cellular component: small-subunit processome; nucleus; nucleolus. Lineage: Eukaryota; Metazoa; Arthropoda; Insecta; Lepidoptera; Papilionidae. Gene Ontology annotation, biological process: rRNA processing. Bases 135 to 4043 code for a protein of 1302 amino acids. Gene Ontology annotation, molecular function: RNA binding; protein binding. The transcript has 20 exons. The record is from RefSeq and is a predicted model, not a curated record.